GCGCUCCCUACCCAACAAAAUGGACGAGCUUCAUCUUCUGAUAAAGACAAGUAAAGACUUCGGAUGUUCCGCCGCCAUGUGCUUUACGGAGACCUGGCUUUGUGACGCUGUACCCGAUGGCGCCGUCAUGCUUCCCGGCUUCCAUCUUCACCGAGCAAACCGCGACAUGGAAUCAUCGGGGAAAACAAAAGGCGGCGGGAUAUGCUUCUAUAUCAAUGAAGAAUGGUGUACGGACGUCACGGAGCUCAGCACAUACUGCAGCCCGCAUUUGGAGUCGCUGUUUUUGAACUCCACCUAGCCGCACCACCGAUGACAAUCACACCACCGACAUCUGCGUUAACCAUCCAAGGUUGUGUCCUCUCUCUGCUGCUCUUCUCUCUCUACACGAACGACUGCACCUCAGCGCACCCGGCUGUCAAACUCCUGAAUUUUGCAGAUGACACCACUGUCAUCGGCCUCAUCAAGGACGGUUACGAGUCUGCAUAUCGACAGGAAGUGGAGCGGCCGGAGCUGUGGUGCGGCCGACACAACCUGGGCCUGAACACUGUAAAGAUGAUCGUGGACUUCAGGAGGCAUCCUUUGCCACAGCUGCCUCUCACGUUGUCUAGCUGCCUUGUGUCAACCGUCAACACCUUCAAGUUCCUGGGAAUUACAGUCUCUCAGGACCUGAAGUGGGCGACCAACAUCAACUCCGUCCUCAAAAAGGCCCAGCAGAGGAUGUACUUCCUGCGGCUUCUGAGAAAGCACGGCCUGCCACCGGAGCUGCUGAGGCAGUUCGACACAGCGGUCAUCGAAUCUGUCCUGUGUUCUUCCAUCACAGUCUGGUUUGGUGCUGCUAUAAAAAAGGACAAACUCCAACUGCAACGGACAAUCAAAACUGCUGAAAGGAUUGUCAGUACCCCCCUACCCACCCUUGAGGACUUGCACGCUACCAGAACUAAGACAAGAGUGUGCAAAAUCCUCUCGGACCCUCCGCCUCCCGGUCACCAGCUUUUCCAGCUCCUUCCCUCAGGUGACCUUUCACUUCCGCACCACUCUGUGUAAUGAUGACCGCACGGUGAUCGAUGACAGCAAGGCUGUGGGCAGACCCAUGGAGAUAGUGAUUGGCAACAUGUUCAAACUGGACAUCUGGGAGACACUGCUGGCCUCCAUGAGGAUCGGAGAGGUGGCAGAGUUCUGGUGUGACACCAUUCACACAGGCGUGUACCCGCUUGUAUCCAAGAGCAUGAGACGCAUUGCAGACGGCAAAGACCCAGUGGACUGGCACGUUCGCACAUGUGGCAUGGCCAACAUGUUCGCCUACCACAGUCUGGGCUACGACGACCUGGAUGAGCUGAUGAAGGAGCCCAAGCCGCUCUUUUUCAUCCUGGAACUGCUCAAGGUGCUCCAGCCCAGUGAGUACAACAGGGAGUCGUGGGCUCUGAGUGACGAGGAGAGGCUGAAGGUGGUGCCCGUGCUUCACGGGCAGGGGAACAAGCUGUACAAGCAGCGACGCUACCAAGACGCCACGCUCAAGUACAAGGAAGCCAUCAUCUGCAUCAAGAACGUGCAGACCAAGGAGAAAGCGUGGGAGGCUCCGUGGCUGAAGCUGGAGAAGAUGGCCCACACGUUAACAUUCAAUUACUGCCAGUGUCUCCUACGCAUGGAGGAGUACUAUGAGGUCAUCGAGCACACCAGUGACAUCAUUAACCAACACCCAGGCGUCAUGAAGGCCUUCUACCUGCGUGGAAAGGCCCACCUGGAGGUGUGGAACGAGGCCGAGGCCAAGCAGGACUUUAGCAAGGUUUUGGAUCUGGACCCGGGAAUGAAAAAGGCUGUGAAGAAGGAACUGGCGGUCUUGAACAUGCGCAUGGAGGAGAAAAACGAGGAGGACAGGAACAAGUACAAGGGCAUGUUUUGAACUGGCUUCAAUGUGCCAAGCAGUUCGUGUUAAGGUGAUGCUGAGAGCUACACAAACAUUGACUAAAAAAAAAAUAAUAAUAAUUUUUAAAACUGUAAUUCAAAAAAACAUACUGGAUUUGAUAUUUGUUGAUUUGUUUUCCCUUUGUGUGAUUUGAAGAGUUGAGAGGAUUUGGAAAUGUAGUUGGUUACAAUUACAAGUUACCCCUGUUGAAAAUGUAAUAGUCGUGUAACGAUUUCAAUUACUUUCUCAAAGUAAUAAAACUAAUUACCGUACAUUAAUUACAAUGUGA
Phyllopteryx taeniolatus (common seadragon) is the source of this 2192-nucleotide messenger RNA. RefSeq names its product aryl hydrocarbon receptor interacting protein-like 1 (gene aipl1). Bases 1091 to 1900 code for a protein of 269 amino acids. Gene Ontology annotation, molecular function: peptidyl-prolyl cis-trans isomerase activity; protein binding. Lineage: Eukaryota; Metazoa; Chordata; Actinopteri; Syngnathiformes; Syngnathidae. The record is from RefSeq and is a predicted model, not a curated record. The transcript has 7 exons.